Molecule: messenger RNA, 2194 nt
Organism: Impatiens glandulifera
Lineage: Eukaryota; Viridiplantae; Streptophyta; Magnoliopsida; Ericales; Balsaminaceae
Product: pentatricopeptide repeat-containing protein At5g19020, mitochondrial
Exons: 1
Coding region: 93-2189 (698 amino acids)
Biological process (GO): RNA modification
Molecular function (GO): RNA binding; protein binding
Source: RefSeq, a predicted model, not a curated record
AUAAUAAUAAUAAUCAGUUCUGAGUUCUUUCUUCCCAAGGACGCCGCGACCGCCGUUCCGCACCUGCGGAGCGCCUCUGAUGAUCUCGUCUAAUGAACAUUGCAUCCAGACCCAAACUGAUCCUUGGAUUCUCUCUCCAGAUUCAGAGAUGGGUCUCCAAGGUACCGUACAUCAUCCCUUCAGAACUUCCUCCAUGUCCACAAGACCAGCUCCAGAUCCUCUUGUAUGGCCGGCAAGAUAGCAGGCGGCGGGACGUUGAAAUUUCAGUUGUUUCGGCGUUAAAAUCUUGCACAGCUCUUUCUUCCAUCGCUCAUGGCAAACAAAUCCAUGGUCUUGUUAUAAAGUUUGGGCUUGAUUUCAAUACUUUUAUACAAAACAGUCUGAUUAACAUGUACGCGAAAUGUGGUUCCAUUUCCGAUGCUCAGCUUAUGUUCAAUUCAUGCCCUCGUUUGGAUCCCGUCUCUUGCAAUAUAAUGCUCGCUGCUUACGGAAAAUCAGGCCAGCUUAACGAUGCACGCCACCUGUUCGACGAAAUGCCCUGUAAGGGUUGCGUUUCUUAUACAACUAUGAUACUGUGUCUGACCCAAAGCAAUUGCUUUAAAGAAGCAAUUCAGAUUUUUGGUGACAUGAGAUUGGCGGACGUUACACCCAACGAGGUGACUCUUUCGAAUGUCAUAUCUGCCUACUCGCAUACAGUUAAUGUCGGCAUCUGUCGAAUGGUCCACGCUUUGGUGAAAAAGCUUGGUCUUGAAGUGUUCAUUAUUAUUUCAACGAACUUGGUGCACGUGUAUUCCCUCUGUUCAAGUUUGCAAGACGCUAGAAUGUUGUUUGAUGAGAUUCCAGAGCCAAAUGGAGUUUCCUGGAACGCUAUGCUGAAUGGGUAUACAAAAGCAAACCUUAUUGAUUCAGCUAUGGAUUUGUUUGAGAAGAUCCCUGUUAAAGAUAUAGUUUCUUGGAGUACAAUUAUUGAUGGUUAUCUGCAAUUGGGAAGAUUGAACGAAGCUUUAUUAUUAUACAGAGAAAUGAUCUCUACAGGUGUAACUCCUAAUGAUUUUAUAAUUGUAGACGUUUUAUCAAACUGUGCUCAAUCAAUGGCUUUGGUCGAGGGCCAGCAGUUCCAUUGUAUGUCGUUAAAGACUGGAUUCGGCUGCUACGACUUCAUACAAGCAACUAUUAUCCAUUUCUACGCAUGUUGCCAGAAAAUCGAUUCGGCACUAAAGCAAUUUCACACCAGUAAGAAGAAUCACGUCGCAUCAUGGAAUGCAAUUAUUGCGGGAUUGGUAAGGAAUGAAAUGGUCGAGAAAGCUCGAGUCUUUUUUAAUCAGGCGCCCGAAAGAGAUAUUUAUUCGUGGAGUUCGAUGAUUUCCGGUUAUGCACAGAGUGAACAGCCUAAAGUAGCACUUGAACUCUUUCACGAAAUGGUGGCAGCUGGUCUAAAGCCUAAUGAAAUUACCAUGGUGAGUGUGUUAUCUGCAAUCGCGACGUUGGGCGAUUUACGAGAUGGAAUAAUGGCUCACGAAUAUAUAAUUACGAAUUCGAUCCCUCUGAACGAUAACUUGACUGCUGCGAUCAUCGAUGUGUAUGCGAAAUGCGGUAGUAUCGGCACAGCCUUGGAAAUUUUUCAACAGAAUGUAGAAAAAAUCAAAUCGGUUUCGCCAUGGAAUGCGAUCAUUUGUGGGUUGGCGAUCCACGGGCAUGGUGACUUAUCUCUAUUGAGAUUCUCGGAUCUUCAGAAGCGAGGUGUGAAACCGAAUGGGAUCACGUUCGUGGGAGUUCUGAGCGCUUGUUGCCAUGUUGGGAAAGUGGAAGAAGGGAAAAAGCAUUUUGGGAGCAUGAAAAACUUGUAUGGGAUUGAGCCUAAUCUGAAACAUUAUGGAUGUAUGGUGGAUCUUUUGGGGAGAGCUGGGAGAUUGGAAGAAGCUGAAGAGGUGAUAAUGAGUAUGCCAAUGGAAGCUGAUGAUGUGAUAUGGGGGACAUUGUUGGCAGCUUGUAAAACAUAUGGGAAUUUGGAAAUUGGAGAAAGGGCGGGAGAAGGAUUGGCGAAAGUGCAGCCACGCCAUGGAGGCGGUAUGGUUCUUCUUUCAAGUCUUUACGCAGAUGCAGGGAAAUGGGAAGAUGCGUUCUUGGCUAGGCGAGCGAUUCAAAGCCAAGGAAUGAAGCGUUCCACUGCUUAUAGCGGCGUUUUGUGAUAAAA